Messenger RNA from Boleophthalmus pectinirostris (great blue-spotted mudskipper), 615 nucleotides. RefSeq names its product histamine N-methyltransferase-like. Lineage: Eukaryota; Metazoa; Chordata; Actinopteri; Gobiiformes; Gobiidae. The record is from RefSeq and is a predicted model, not a curated record. The transcript is spliced from 7 exons. The coding region runs from base 1 to 615 and encodes 204 amino acids.
AUGGCUUCUCCUCUCAAGUCCCUCGUUCAUGAUGACGAUGGUUAUGAUAAGUCCUUCACCGCCAUCGGGGAUGGGAAAUCAAUAAACAUCAUUGGACUUGGGACUGGAGAAGGUAAUUUCGACAUGGAGAUUCUCUCCCAGCUGCGUGUGAAGCACCCAGGGGUGCUGCUGGAUAAUGAGGUGGUGGAGCCAAGCACACUUCGGAUUCUCAGAUACAAAGAGAGGGCGGCUCAGAUGUUCCACUUGGACCCUGUAAACUUCACCUGGAACCAGAUGACGGCCUCUGAGUUUGAGGAGCAGUGGAGACAGAGAAAUAUCACCAAGAAGGUCGACUUCAUCCACAUGCUCCAUAUGUUGUACUAUGUUGAGGAUCCUGGAGCGACCCUCAGAUUCUACCAGAGCCUCCUCAGGAAGAACGGCAAAAUUCUGAUCAGUUUAGUGUCAGUGUGGAGAUGUGGCCAAACGAGACUGUGUAAAGUUCUCCAUAAUCCUCCACCUCCAUCCAGUUGUUGUUAUGGAAACGCUCCCUGGGUGGAGGUGGCCCCCUCCAAACUGCUCUGCGCCAAAGUGACCCCAAGUGAACUGUGCCAGUGGAAACAAGGCUUUGGACUGUGA